This is a messenger RNA of Ustilago hordei, 780 nucleotides long. RefSeq lists its product as uncharacterized. The record is from RefSeq and is a predicted model, not a curated record. Bases 1 to 780 code for a protein of 259 amino acids. NCBI's taxonomy places the organism in Eukaryota, Fungi, Basidiomycota, Ustilaginomycetes, Ustilaginales, Ustilaginaceae. The transcript has a single exon.
AUGUCAUAUCUACCACCCAUCAGUACGCUCUGGGACCACGCAUCACAUCCAUCUAAACGAGCAUGGUCUCGCUCACCCUCUCCCGAACCAGCCCACCAUGGCCCUGCAAAUACUCAAACAGGACACAGCGCGCAGCUCGCACCAGCACGGCAAGCCGCUGUGCAACGUAGGCUUGUACGUCAAUCCACACGAGGCGACCACCUUCCCAUGCGAACCAAGAGCGCAGAGCAGGCACGACUCCUUCGAGCACUCAAGGGCUACCCUCCUAUCGGCAGUUCAGCCGACGCUGAUCAGCUCAGCGACUUGGAAGAAUCGAUCGAAGUGGGCAAAUACCAAAUGGUCCGAUUCGGCGAACGGUACAUCGUUCAAAUCGGCAGGCGGCGGACGAUGCGCGAAGAGGAGCUCUCGAAUGAGGAGGAUGACGGGAGGAGAGCGGCACUGUCUGCUGUCGAUGCUGGAGUGUCGAUAGACCCAGAAGGGGCUGUACUGGUAGCAGAAGAAGGCGGCUCUGUGCUGGGUGACAAUGAAGGUGGCGCUGGACCGUUUAUAGGCGGUCACACUGGGCACACGCAAGCGGAACUUCAACAGAGACAGGUGGCAGAAGCGGAAAGAAGAGCGAGAGAUGCAGAGGCGGAAGCGAAUAGAGCAGCGGCAGUAGCAGAAGCGGCACGAAGUCAAGCUGAGAGGCAGGCUGCGUUUCAGGAAGAGGAGGAUGCAGUUGAUCUGGAUGGUGACAUCGAGGACUUGGACGAAGGUGAUGACGACGUCGACUUUGAUUAG